CGCUCCAGUCUGUUGUUGGAGGACCAGAUCUGCUCUGUCAGAAGAAGGACUGCGGCAAUCUUUCUACCCCGGCCCAUGGCCGCCUGACGUGCAGCGGCACCAGGUACCAGGACUCCUGCCGCCUGACGUGUGAGCCGGGCUACAAAGUUGCCGACGAGAGCGGCCACCUGCUCCACCGUCUCUUCAACUUCAGGUGCAUGGCAAGUGGAGAAUGGAACAAGCCGAGCUGUGUCCCGUCUGACUACUGCCAGCUCGGGCUGCACGACUGCCACCCUGAGCACGGGGUCUGCAGCCUGACGGGCCACCAGGCCUUCAGCUGCCGCUGCCGGGUCGGGACGGUCGGGGACGGGAGACACUGUGAGCGGACCGCCUGUCCGGAUUUUCCGGUCGCUGAACCGGAGAACGGGUUCUUCUCGUGUUCUAUCCCGACAUCCUCCGCAGCCGACACCUGCCAAUCAGCUACCAGCACAGAGCCGGAGUACGAAGUCGUCUGCGUGCUCCACUGUAACCAUGGUUACGACAGGCUGAUCUAUGCCGAGUACUCCUGUGGACAUGACGGAAACUGGACCAUUCCUGUUGACAUUAACAGCACUGGGACUACACAUUGUCUAGGUACAUAUGAGACUUGAGACUUUAUGGCGUCUUACUUCUCCUUUGUAAUCGGGUUUGGGACAGUCAAUUGGGGUAGUCCGCCUACUUGACAAUUGAGAAAGCCAGCAAAUUUAGAUAUGUGAUCAUCAUAUGCAAUCAAAAGUUCGGGACUCAAUUUUCUUUAGGUCAUAGCUGUCGAUACUUUCACAACAUCGAUUUUUCAAUGCCUCUUAUGUUGAUAGAGCCUGGAGCAUUUUGCAGUAGAAUCAUAUAUAUGUAUAUAUCAUUUAGUUACAGUAUACCCACUUUUUCAUGAUACAGUGCUUAUCAAAGCCCGUUUGUAUUUCAGCUGUGAAAUGCCCGGACCUGUCCAGUCCCCAGCAUGGCAGGAUGACGUGUAAUGGCGGCUACAACUUCCGCUAUCCCGAGGCCUGCAGCUUCGCCUGCGACGUCCAACCGGGCUACGAGCUGACUCCCACAAGCAGCAGUGUGAGGCGCUGUCAGGCUGACGCUACCUGGUCUGGUAACGACGCAGGGUGUAUCGGUGUACGAUGCCCGGUCCUGCGCAGUCCCACCAACGGGAGAAUGACCUGUGACAACGGCUCCACCUUCCGGUUUCCUGAGAACUGCAGCUUCACCUGUGACCCAGGCUAUGAACUACACGUGAGCGGCAACGGCAGGCGGACCUGCCAAGCUGAUGGCACCUGGUCUGGGAGAAACGUCACGUGUAUCGCUCCGGACAACAGAGGCACCGAGUUCAUGGUCGGGUUUCUUCAGAACCUAACACCAUGGCAAUGGGAACUCAUACUUGAGCUGUUCAUCACCAGCGCAAGUUCUGAUCCCGCCUCAGUCACCAUCUCUGCACCCGGAGCCGGCUUCACCAGACGCCUCACGGUCACAGAUGCAGCAGUGCAGGUCGUGAGCCUUCCCCCUUCCCUCGCGCUCAUCGGUAAUGAGAAGGCACAGAAAGGCAUCUCAAUUACAUCAGAUAAAGAAAUCAUUGUGUAUGGCGUAAACAAAAGGCCGGCCACAACAGACGGGUUCCUUGGCCUCCCUUUAGACAGCCUUGGAAAUGAAUACUUUGUAGCUUCUUACAUCUCUACUGAACCACACCCAGCUGGACCAUCAGAAUUUGGCAUUUUUGGUACUGAAGAUAACACAUACAUUGUGAUCACGUUACGGGGAACUACGCACUACCAAGGGUUGACCUACUCCACCGGAAGUGUCAUCAGGUUGGUUCUGAACAAAUUUGAAGCUGUUCAGUUCCAAGGUCAAAGAUCUGACCUUACAGGCACACGCGUCACCUCAAACAAGCCUGUUACCCUGAUGUCUGGCGUUCAAUGUGCCAAUGUCCCUGUAGGAAUCCACUCUUGCGACCACCUAGUAGAGCAAAUUCCCCCAGUGGACACUUGGGGGAAAAGGUUUGUUACAGUCCCUCUUGCUGGUCGAACUGGGGGCGAUAUCUUCCGCAUCGUUGCCGCCAGGGACGGUACCACAGUCAGAGUCACGGGGCAUACAAGUAGAUCUCAAUGGCUUCAUUCCGGUGAAUUCUGGGAUUUGGAUGAUGUUCCGUCCAGCGCCUACCAGGUAAUCGCAUCUUCCAAACCGAUCAUGGUUCUGCAGUACAGCAAGGGGUUUGAGUCUGAUUAUACUACUGGGGACCCUUUCAUGAUGUACAUUCCACCGACUGAACACUUCGCAGCAGACUACACAUUCGCCACAGUUGAUGCUGCGGGCUCAGUAUAUGACAGCUACAUCAAUAUCAUCAUAAAAACCACUGAGAGGUCCGGCCUUCUCUAUGACGGACGCGCUCUUCCAUCCUCCACAUCUUGGGUGCAGAUUCCUGGCACUGACCUGUCCGCUGCGCAGCUGCACAUCACAAGCACAGGCACUCACAAGAUCAAACACAACUCCGCUGUUGUCACCUUCUCUGUCUUCUACUACGGCUACUCCUCCUACGACUCAGUUGGGUUUCCCGGAGGCAUGCGUUUUGAACAGAUCUCUGUAAAUCCCUAGAUCAUCGAAUAACAAGAAGUCGAUAAUGAGUUGAACACAGAAUGCACAACGUAGGCUAUCCGCCCCAGGUAUUUAGGGUAAUGUUAUAGCUGACCAGUGACAUAUAACCACAAAAAGCCCAGGUUACUAAAAAACAGUACAACCAACCUGGAGACGACCAGAAAAAAAUCUGUUACGGACAAUGACUUUAUGUUUACUACCUCUGACUCAUGACCUAUAUCUUUUUUUUAGUAAAAACUUUAUUCAGACACAAAAAAGCAUGCAUACAGAUAAAACAGGUACUACCAGUUGUAUGUGCUGUAAGUCAAGUGGCAAGUACAAUAGUUCCCAUUUGUGAUGUGUGAAUACUAGUACAAUAUGUUUUGACGUGUGGUUACUGGCUGCGAAAGUAUUUGAUGAAGGUAAUAACCGUAUUAAUGGUAUAUUUAAUACUAAUCAUAGUCUUAAAUUAAUGGAAUAUUCUUUAAUCAGUGACUUAUAAUUAUUCAGUUUGCAUUACUGUUAUGUUGCAAAGCUGUUUGCUUUGUGUUAUCCAUUUGAUGAAAAUGUGCUACAUUUGAGUGAAGCAAUUAACAGGAGUGUUUUUUUUAAACUUUGGAUAAAAUGUAAAAACUAAAAUUUAAUAUAUUUUCCUCAUAAGCAAUAUUUACAGAUAGCUUUGCUGAUCUUUGCUGUUUAGUGUGGCUGAUUGUACAGAUGGGGCAUUGUAUGUAUCGGUUGCUCCAUUGUUGUGUUUUGAUUGCUGAGCUGAAAUAA
Molecule: messenger RNA, 3363 nt
Organism: Branchiostoma floridae (Florida lancelet)
Lineage: Eukaryota; Metazoa; Chordata; Leptocardii; Amphioxiformes; Branchiostomatidae
Product: IgGFc-binding protein-like
Exons: 6
Coding region: 904-2607 (567 amino acids)
Source: RefSeq, a predicted model, not a curated record